AUGCCAGGAGCUCUCGUUACCGCCAGCGAUGUCAAUCGCAUCGAGGCACCAGUCACCUGGAAGGCCUACCUGAUCUGCGCCUUUGCCUCCUUUGGAGGUAUCUUCUUCGGUUAUGAUUCCGGAUAUAUCAACGGUGUCAACGGUUCCGGCUUGUUCAUCAGACUCGUCGAAGGCCCAACCGCCGAGAAACUCUCUUCGUCCCACACUUCUCUGAUCACUUCUAUCCUCUCUGCGGGUACUUUCUUCGGUGCAAUCGUCGCAGGUGAUGUUGCGGACCGUAUUGGACGCAAAUGGACCGUCAUCCUUGGUUGCCUCAUCUACAUGAUCGGUGUGGUGGUCCAGAUGAUCACCGGCCCUGCCGUUGAUGCUCUCGGAGCCAUUGUUGCAGGUCGUCUCAUCGCUGGUAUCGGAGUCGGUUUCGAGUCUGCCAUUGUCAUUCUCUACAUGUCCGAAAUUUGCCCAAAGAAAGUCCGUGGUGCGCUCGUCGCCGGUUAUCAAUUCUGCAUCACCAUCGGUAUCCUCUUGGCUGCAUGUGUCGUCUACGCCACCGAAGGCCGUGAUGAUACGGGAGCUUACCGUAUUCCGAUCUCCAUCCAAUUCGCCUGGGCUUUGAUUCUCGGUGGUGGAUUGAUGGCACUCCCAGAUUCCCCAAGAUACUUUGUCAAGCGUGGAUAUCUCGACCGUGCUGCCAGCGCUCUCGCCAGACUUCGUGGACAACCCCUCGAGUCCGAGUACAUCCAAGCUGAGUUGGCUGAGAUCGUGGCCAACGAGGAGUACGAGCGUUCCAUCAUUCCAUCUUCUGGUUUCGUCUCGAGCUGGAUGAACUGCUUCAGCGGUGGUCUUUUGAAACAAUCCUCCAACCUCCGCCGUACAAUUCUCGGUACAUCUCUCCAGAUGAUGCAACAAUGGACCGGUGUCAACUUCAUCUUCUACUACUCCACCCCCUUCCUCCAAUCCACCGGCGCCAUCUCCAACCCCUUCAUCAUCUCCCUGAUCUUCACCCUCGUCAACGUCUGCUCCACCCCAAUCUCCUUCUACACCGUCGAGAAAUUCGGUCGUCGCCCUCUCCUCGUCAUCGGUGCUUUCGGCAUGUUGAUCUGCCAAUUCCUCGUCGCCAUCAUCGGUGUCACCGUCGGAUUCAACAAGACCCACCUCAACGCCGCCGGCGACCCCAUGGCCGACAACAUCUCAGCCGUCAAUGCCCAAAUCGCCUUCAUCGCCAUCUUCAUCUUCUUCUUCGCCUCCACCUGGGGUCCUGGCGCCUGGAUUCUCAUCGGUGAGAUCUUCCCUCUCCCCGUCCGAUCCCGUGGUGUCGCCCUCUCCACCGCCUCCAACUGGCUCUGGAACACCAUCAUCGCCGUCAUCACCCCAUACAUGGUCGGCGAGGAGUACGGAAACCUCAAAUCCAGCGUCUUCUUCGUCUGGGGCGGUCUCUGCACCUGCGCUUUCGUGUACGCAUAUUUCCUCGUCCCAGAGACCAAGGGUCUGUCGCUGGAGCAGGUCGACCGUAUGAUGGAGGAGACCAACCCAAGAAACUCCAGCAAGUGGGUUCCUCACGAGACCUUUGCGAGCUCGAUGGCUGGUCCAGGUGGAAAGCUUGAUACCGCGGAUGUGGAGAGGAAGGGUAGCGUUUAUUAG
This is a messenger RNA of Glarea lozoyensis ATCC 20868, 1638 nucleotides long. RefSeq names its product MFS general substrate transporter. NCBI's taxonomy places the organism in Eukaryota, Fungi, Ascomycota, Leotiomycetes, Helotiales, Helotiaceae. Gene Ontology annotation, cellular component: membrane. The coding region runs from base 1 to 1638 and encodes 545 amino acids. The record is from RefSeq and is a predicted model, not a curated record. Gene Ontology annotation, molecular function: carbohydrate:proton symporter activity. The transcript is spliced from 3 exons. Gene Ontology annotation, biological process: transmembrane transport; carbohydrate transport.